CACCAACAGCAGCGGAGCUUGGACAGGAGCUAAGAGAUGGCGUGCUGUUUGAUCUGCGUGAACGAUGAGCCCGUGCCGGGCUCGAAGCUCGACGCCUACUACGAAAACCCCAACAAGUUCCAGAUCGGCAUGAUGGAGGCACCGUGCAAGAACUGCCCCUGGUGUACCUUCGGCUGCCUGUGCAUGUGCUGCGCGCAGUUCAUCGUCAGGAAGAGGGCCCUCGACGGUAACCUCGCCAACUACGUCUGCUGUCAGGGAUACUUCCCGAUGUGCUGCUUCGAGCCGGGCGACUGUGGCGAGAGGGACUGUCCGUGCUUCUGCUUGUGUAUGGAGUCCUUCGCGUGCACCAGUUGCGCUGUGAGCUCCAGCAGGAUGUACCUCAUGGACAAGUUCGGGGUCCAACCAGACCCAUGGGACAACCGAAUUAUACGGUUCAACAAUGCCCUGCAGGUUCUAUCGUGCAUCUGCCACAUUGCCGCCAUCUGCGUCCGGGAGGUCCGCGAGCUGGCUAGGAUCAUCGACCUUAUCGCCGACCUGGUGUACAUGACCACCGUCGGCUGCAUGACGGUAGCCGGCAUGGCUGCGGCGCCCCCUUGA
Ectocarpus siliculosus is the source of this 597-nucleotide messenger RNA. The record is from the annotation of a GenBank genome assembly. NCBI's taxonomy places the organism in Eukaryota, Phaeophyceae, Ectocarpales, Ectocarpaceae.